Rosa rugosa (rugosa rose) is the source of this 2547-nucleotide messenger RNA. Its product is annotated as SUMO-activating enzyme subunit 2. Gene Ontology annotation, molecular function: SUMO activating enzyme activity. Bases 337 to 2259 code for a protein of 640 amino acids. Gene Ontology annotation, cellular component: SUMO activating enzyme complex; cytoplasm. The transcript has 11 exons. NCBI's taxonomy places the organism in Eukaryota, Viridiplantae, Streptophyta, Magnoliopsida, Rosales, Rosaceae. Gene Ontology annotation, biological process: protein sumoylation. The record is from RefSeq and is a predicted model, not a curated record.
CCAUCUCUCGGACCCGCCUCCCCCCCAUAACCCCCUCCUCCUCUUCCAUUUUUGCAGAGAGCAAGUGGGUGUGAACAAGUUUUCACCUUUUUGCUGUUUUUGGCGCCCAGUGAACCCCCUCUCCUUCCUGGAAGAAACCCACUUGGACCUCACCCACCAUUCCAGAUUCCCCCCACGUACCCAGUUCGAUUCCCCACAACCCCCAUCUCUCUCUCUCUCUCUCUCUCUCUCUCUCUCUCUCUUCGUCUUUAUGGUAUUUGACGAAUUGCUGCUGCUGCUGCUAUUCACUUCAAUUGACUCUUCUCUCUAGUCUCUCUCCUCCCUUCUCCGACUCCCAUGGCUACCCAGAAACACUCGCCUGCUAUAAAGGGCGCCAAAGUUCUCAUGGUUGGAGCAGGAGGUAUCGGCUGCGAGCUCCUCAAGACUCUCGCUCUCUCUGGCUUCCAAGACAUUCAUAUUAUUGACAUGGACACUAUAGAAGUCAGUAACCUCAACAGGCAAUUCCUCUUUCGACAAUCGCAUGUUGGGCAAUCCAAGGCCAAAGUUGCUCGGGAUGCUGUCUUAAAAUUUAGGCCUCACAUAAGCAUUACUCCAUACCAUGCAAAUGUUAAGGACCCUGACUUCAACGUGGAUUUCUUUAAACAGUUUAACGUUGUUUUGAAUGGACUUGACAACUUGGAUGCCAGGCGACAUGUGAAUCGCCUAUGCUUGGCAGCUGAUGUUCCUUUAAUCGAAAGUGGGACUACUGGGUUCCUUGGACAGGUGACUGUACAUGUGAAGGGAAUAACAGAGUGCUAUGAAUGCCAGCCUAAACCUGCUCCCAAAACGUACCCUGUCUGCACCAUAACGAGCACUCCAUCAAAGUUUGUUCACUGCAUUGUAUGGGCGAAGGAACUGCUCUUUGCAAAGUUGUUUGGGGACAAGAGUCAGGCCAAUGAUUUGAAUGUGCGUUCCAGUGAUGGUGCUAGCUCAUCAGAACAGGCAGAAGAUGUUUUUGAGCAUAGGAAAGAUGAAGACAUUGAGCAAUAUGGAAGAAGAAUAUAUGAUCAUGUAUUUGGUUAUAACAUUGAGGUAGCUUUGUCUAAUGAGGAGACAUGGAAGAACCGUAAUAGACCAAAGCCCAUAUAUAGUAGGGAUGCCAUGCCUGUUGAUGUCAGUCAACAGAAUGGAAAUGUGGAAAAAAAUGGUGCAACCAAUGAUCCAUCUUCAGUAUCUGCCAUGGUAUCUCUAGGACUGAAGAAUCCACAAGAUGUGUGGAGCCUUAUGGAAAAUUCUAGAGUCUUUCUUGAGGCUUUGAAACUAUUUUUCAUGAAAAGGGGAAAGGAGAUUGGAAACAUGAUUUUUGAUAAAGAUGAUCAGCUAGCUGUAGAAUUUGUUACUGCUGCCGCAAACAUAAGGGCCACUGCUUUUGGCAUCCCAUUGCAUAGUCUAUUUGAAGCUAAAGGUAUUGCUGGUAAUAUUGUCCAUGCUGUUGCAACAACAAAUGCAAUUAUUGCUGGGUUGAUUGUCAUUGAGACAGUCAAGGUGCUGCAAAAUGACGCAAAAAAUUACAGGAUGACUUAUUGUCUGGAACAUCCAACAAGAAAGAUGCUACUCAUGCCAGUGGAACCAUUUGAACCUAACAAGUCCUGCUAUGUCUGUUCGGAGACACCACUAUUAUUAGAGAUCAACACCAACCGUGCAAAAUUGCGGGACAUAGUUGAAAAGAUAGUUAAAAACAAGCUUGGAAUGAACUCUCCACUCAUUAUGCACGGAGCAGCCCUUCUUUAUGAAGUUGGUGAUGACCUGGAUGAAGCCAUGAUAAAAAAUUAUGCAGCGAAUCUUGAUAAGGUGCUAUCUGAGUUUCCUUCUCCAGUUACUAGUGGAACCAUGCUGACAAUUGAGGAUCUUCAGCAAGAACUGAAAUGCAAUAUCAAUAUCAAACACAGAGAGGAAUUUGAUGAGGAGAAGGAACCUGAUGGAAUGGUUCUAUCUGGAUGGACUCAAGCUACUUCUGUGGUCAAGGAUGACAAGAAGUCCAAUGCUAAUGUUGGAAGCACAUCAAGUGCAUCAGAACUGGAGACUGAUAAGAAUAAUGAGAUUGAAACUGCUCCUGGAAAGAAAAGAAAACUGUCCGAUGUUUCUGAGGCAGAUACGUCAAGUGUUGCUGGUGAUACAAAAAGUCAUGGUAAAUUGGAAGUUCUUGACGACGACGAUGAUGAUGUUGUCAUGUUUAAUGAUUGGGAUUCAGCCGCCAACAAGAAGUUAAGGUCGCAAUAGCUUUUGGAUUUAAAUGUGGAGGGGUCAGUACUAAUUUUGUACCAUUAGUGAGAAGCAUUGAUUCUUUUGGGGCUCAUAAUUUGCUGUUUGUUAGGUCGAGCCAGUACAAGUUAAAUGGUCAUUCCUUUCCCCCUCUUCCCUUUUUGGUGGUUAGAAAGUGUAAUGUGUAUUCUUCCUAACUUAGUUGGCCGAGUAAUAGAAGUGUAACAUGGAGAGAACUAAAAACUUCGGAAAUGACAGCAGUGACUGAACAAAUGACCAUUAAAUUGCAAACACUUUUUCUGUCUA